Molecule: messenger RNA, 4242 nt
Organism: Trichogramma pretiosum
Lineage: Eukaryota; Metazoa; Arthropoda; Insecta; Hymenoptera; Trichogrammatidae
Gene: Dsx
Exons: 6
Coding region: 2286-3536 (416 amino acids)
Biological process (GO): sex differentiation; regulation of transcription by RNA polymerase II
Cellular component (GO): nucleus
Molecular function (GO): RNA polymerase II cis-regulatory region sequence-specific DNA binding; DNA-binding transcription factor activity, RNA polymerase II-specific
Source: RefSeq, a predicted model, not a curated record
AGUUUGACUUAGUGAGUUACCGACUACACAGUGGUGAGCAGCUUGAACCGUGCGCACCAACGCGAGUCGACUUAAUUCCUCGUCGUUUUUUUUUAAAACGCGCCAACAUUGCACACACUUAUACAUGCGAAAAGACGCGUGCGUGUGUGCACGUAAACGCGUGCGUGUUCGGUGCAAACGAUUAUCGGUUUUUUUUGCUUUUCGCGCCCACGCACAGCUCGGCGUUGAAAAAUUUGCCUACUUGUGAUUCCUCGUGCAAGUCGACAAGGAAAGUGUCUCGUUGUUGCAUUUUGGAUCGAGCAAGAGAAGAGCGACCCUUCGAACUUUGCAAAUCGUUCGGUUGCCGAUCGGGGAACAUCAUAGUGUGCAGCAGCAGUAGACACGCAGAAGAGCCAACCGAGCUGCAGCAGCAGCAGCAGUCCCUCGUCCGAAGAGUUUUGCGCGUGUGCGUGCGUAUUAUACGCGUCUCUGUGUGGUAGACGGCCGUGCAAAAGCAGAAAGCAAAAUCAGUGCUGUGACAGGCGCAGAUAGACGUCGGACCACGAGCACACGAGUGUGUAGUGUAGUAAGCAGCGGCAGCAGCAGCAGCAGCAGCGGCAAAGCUCGUCGGCUGCGCCUGUGCAGUGCGCCUGUGCAGUAAUAAUAGCCAAGCGCAUAGGCCAAGCGCAUAGCACAUAACAGACUCGGAAGAGACUCGAGGCUCGGCGCAUACACUGUUGCUAUUUCGCGAUUGCCGCGUGCGUGCGCCAGGCCUGUGUGUGCAUAUGCAUAUAGGCACUACUACUACUACUACUAGGCAGUCAGUCGCAGCAGUGCAUGUGCACAUAUAUAGCCUCGUACGAGCCGCGUAAACACGCUCUCGGCUCUCGGCUCUCGACGCGGCCACUUACACACGAGAGCGAGAGGAAUACUUGUAACACUUUGCGGCGAUUAAACGUGCCUGCAUAGAGAGCACACAUCUGACCGGAGCCUAUAAUAUAAUAUUAUAUAUACGUAUGCACACGCCAGUGCAUUGACGAACUCGCUCGGCUCUCCGACAAAUAGAGGAUACUUGCUCGUGUCUGCGUGAGUGAGUUUCUCCGUGUAUGUGCAUGUGUAUGUGCGGCUCGUUGGUGUAUCUCUCGCAGCCUCGAUACAUCUCUACCUCUCGCCGCAACGACGACUAAAAAAAAAAAAAAAGAGUCGACGAUUUUUUUUGUUUACUCGUUUACGUAUAUACAACGUGCGUGCGUGCGUUGCAUGUGCUCGCUUGCCCGCGCUCUCGCUGUCCGUAUACACGCGAUGCGAGCAUGAGUGCGAUUUUCCGCAUCGAAAAGUUUUAAUUGCCGAGGGCGAGCUUCGAGAUGACAGUCGUUAAACAACGAGGUAGAUAAGGUCGAGGAGGCAAAAGCAGCCAAGAUUACGGACCGACAACUCGACUAAGAGAGUCAAGACGUACACACGCGCACCGAGUUGACGACCACGACGACGAGAAGAGAAGAGAAAAUUUAUACAUCGCUUACACAUAGGUGGACAGCAAAAGCCGCCGAUGCAAAGUGUGGUAUGAUGCGAAAAAUAUGAAAGAGCACACGAAAGAAGAAGAGAAGAGGAGGGAGCAGCGACGAGACACGGUCAACAAGCAGCAGUUUUUGCACGCACGUGUGUGACGGUGUGAGAAAUCGGUAUACACGUGGGCCGUUGCGACGCAGCUCGUGCGUUAGACCUCAUCCAACUCGCUCUAUUAUAUCUCUAUCGACGUACUUGUUCGAGUACUUUUACUCGCUAUCGUCGCUAAUUGACUUUGAAAGUGCGAUUACGUGCAUCGACACGAGUGACACAUAGACUUUUGCAUGUAAUAUACAAUAUACAGGACGUUUUUUGAAAGAUACCAGUCCCCAGAGACAAUCGGCCAGGGACCGCAGCUACUGCUCUACGUCAACUCGACGAAUUCCAGCCGCACUAGAAGGAGGAAAAAACUAGGAGAAGAGUACCCGAAUGCGCCGAGCGCUAAUAAAAAAGCCACGAGAAGCUAGACAAUUGGCAAAAACUCGCUCGGGCGCGAAUAAGAGUGAACAUGUGUUUAGUGCGCGUAACGAACAACGCUAUCGUAGAUAAGGAAGAAACGAGCCAAAGGUCGCCAGUACACUUUGCAGUGACAAAGAAGCAGCGAAAUAGCCGCCGAAGCCACUCCACACUCGUCGACGUCGUACUCAAUCGAUAAUUGGCGAGCUUCACGCGAACGUGGAACGCGCUCGUGCCGCGACGGUGAUCUCCCGAGUCUCGCGAGCGGAGAGAGAGAGAGAGAUAUGGACCAACCUGACGACAUGGGGUCGAGCAGCGAGGCACCAGCGAAAAAGGUCAAGCAGAGCCAGCGAAUACCAAAGUGCACGCGAUGCCAGAAUCACGGCCAAAAGAACGAAGUCAAGUUUCACAAGAGAAAUUGCCCGUGGAGAGAAUGCAAGUGUGUCUUGUGCAUUCUCACAAUGAAGCGCCAGUACAUCAUGAAAGUCCAGACGGCCCAGCGCAGGGCCAGACAGCAGGAGGAAAUGGAAAGUAUAUAUCCGCGAGAGCUGUCAAAUGUGAAAUGUGUGUUGCAGCUGAUGGAGAUGCGCAAGAAGCGGGAGAAAGAGAAGGGCUACGAGGAGACACCCUCGGCGAUGAGCGUGAACGGCAGCAACGAUAGCAAUAGUAGCGAUAUGCCGACCCUUAGCAAUCACAUUAGCAAUAAUAAGCCGAGCCGAGGCAGCGGCGGUGGCGGCGGCGGCAUCGGCAGCGCCAGCGGUGGCGUCGGCGAGCCACUCGUCAAUGUGCCAAUGUCGACGAGCUUGCCGCCACUGCUGCCUCACAGCGCCCUGCCCGGCUCUCCGCUUUUCGAGCUCGAAACAAAUGCGGAACAAGUAGAAGUUUUAUUAAGUUAUAGUGCAAGAUUAGUGCAACAUUUUGGCUACCCGUGGGAGUCGUUAUCGUUAAUGUACGCAUUUUUAACAGCUUUCAAAGCUGACAUUGAAGUUGUGACAUGGCGAAUAAAUAAAGCGUAUAAUGAUAUUCAUAAGAUGGCGCAAUUCAAAGCGUCAAGGUUUGGAAGUCCGUAUUAUUAUCCAGGAUACACGGGAUCCUCGAGUACUCUAAGUAGUCCUAUGUACGUCGGUCAAGUUUCCUAUGUUGGUUUGACGUCGCCGCCAACGCCAGCAGGUCUAAGUCUUUUACCUUAUCCAAGCUCUCACAUGAUGUCUGCAAAGGUACCAUCGAGUCCUGACAGCCCACCCGAACGGCCAUCGUCCGACCCUGGUACAUCAUAUGAAAAAACGACAUCUUUACCACCGCCACUGACCACCGAAUCCUCGCCGAUAACGAACAAUACACUGACCAGCAGUCCCCAGCAUCAUGCCAUCAAAAAUCUCUACAGGACUCUGGUUAACCCUUUAAGUCAAAGGGACGUGUCAGAAUAUCUAAGGCCAGCAGAUCUACCGUUAGCCAUACCACCUAUCUCGUCGGGUCAGUUUCAACCAAAAGUUAACCCUUGUGCCAACAACAACUAUCAUAUGACAGCACAGUAAGCGUUCUGACGUAAUAAAACGAAAACAACGACGGCGAACGCGUGUGCAAUGGGACGAUGCACUUGUUUAACAAAAUAAAAAAAGUAGUUACAAACGAGAAAAAAAAUUCGUUCCAGUUUUUUUAAAUAUAUACAUCUAUAAAGGUUAUUCAGUUCUAUAUUAUUAAAAAAAUAUACAAAUAUCUAUGUAUACAAACAUUUUGCUCACAAGUUGCACUCGUAUAGAAGACAGCUUGUUCUCUGUAGAUCUUGUGUAUGAAUUUUCGCGCUAUUCAUUACUAUUAAGUACGUUUUAUAUUGAAAAUGAUUGUUAAUAUAGAUUAUGAAAUAUAACAACUUGUUGUUGUCAUGCUUAUUUAUUAAAUAUAUACAUACUGAUACAUAAGGCAACGAAAAAAUCAAGCUUGAGAAAAAACAAAAAUGUUGUAGAUCGUGCACGAUACUCUAAGCAAUUACAAUAAUAUAAUAAUGUAGAAAAAUAAAUUGUAAAAAUAAAAUGGGAUAUUUGUAAAGCUGAUGAGUGUGUGAUACACGUCAAAGGGUAUAGACUUAUAAAAAAUCUCCUUUUAUUUCAACGGCAAGCAUCAAAUUAUUUGCUGUAAGGAAUAAAAGAAAAACUGGUUAAAUCUAUAGAUCUCAAUUAAAUCGAAAAUUUCUCAUGUGUAGUUUUCAAAUUUGUAGCAAUAAAUUAUUUUCGCAAACUUAAA